Molecule: messenger RNA, 255 nt
Organism: Penicillium coprophilum
Lineage: Eukaryota; Fungi; Ascomycota; Eurotiomycetes; Eurotiales; Aspergillaceae
Exons: 1
Coding region: 1-255 (84 amino acids)
Source: RefSeq, a predicted model, not a curated record
AUGGGUAAAUUCUGCAUAGAGAGAGAAGCUCGCCUUGGAAAUGCCGUAAAAGCAUACCAGGAGCAUGAUGAAGCAAGAGUCGCAGCAUUCCGGGAGUUCGAUAUUCCGUACCACCUACUUCGCGGACGAAUCCUCGGCACCGGUCCUCCCACAGGGUCCGGCAAAGUUCUUAGCCCUGCCCAAGAGGACGAACUGGAUCAGUGGAUGGUCUCCCUUGAGACUGCCUUCACUCCUGCUACCCCUGGGGCAUGGUAG